This is a messenger RNA of Anneissia japonica, 1843 nucleotides long. Its product is annotated as UDP-D-xylose:L-fucose alpha-1,3-D-xylosyltransferase-like. Gene Ontology annotation, cellular component: Golgi apparatus. The transcript has 4 exons. Gene Ontology annotation, molecular function: glycosyltransferase activity. The record is from RefSeq and is a predicted model, not a curated record. Lineage: Eukaryota; Metazoa; Echinodermata; Crinoidea; Comatulida; Comatulidae. Bases 222 to 1163 code for a protein of 313 amino acids.
GACUGCGUCACUGUUAUAAAGCCCGCCCUCGGUAAACUUAAUAUCGAUUAGAUACUAGCUGCCUGCUCUCAGCGGCUUUGAUGGCAGCUUUAAUGGAAAUGAUCAAUGGUGAUCGUUUGUAAUGAGGGCAUGUCUGGUCUGAAACGUUCACUGAGACUGGGACUGAGAUACUUUUCAAGCCUUCCGAUAUAUGUACCGUUAAGAAUCAACAAAGAGAUAUAAUGGUGCCAUUUAGAUUUCAAUGGCGCGUUGGUUCCAUGCUUACAAUGUCUAUCUUUUUAGUAAUAUGUUCUUUUAUAUUUUGGGGAAUACAUCUAGAUCGAAACAAUAGUACUAAAUUUCAACUUACUGGAGGAACAACCUUAAAUAACCUGCCAAGAAUUACGCUGGCAGCACAGCAAAAUAAAGCUCAGAACUUGAUGAAGGAAACAGUGGUUUUAACUUCAACUAAUUCUGGAUUUUCAGAUAUGGCAACGAAUUGGCUUGAAUCCAUCAAGAAACUUGGAAUACGCCCUAACAUCAUACUAGUUACUGAAGACGAAGAAGCAUAUGAAAAACUGAAAUCAUAUAAAGAUUCCACAACGUGUAUUCGCAAAGGCAGUUUACUUCAAUCAACGAACAAGUCAAAAUUGGUCUAUGAUACUCCUGAAUAUAGAAAGCUUGUGUACAGACGUCCAAAGUAUAUUUACGAUGAACUCCGUAAGGGCAAAAAUGUAUUUUUCUGUGACGUGGACACAUUUUGGUUGAAGGAUCCUUUCCCAUAUCUCGUCGGAGAUUAUGACGUCAUUCUGCAAAGAGAUGUUUAUUUUAGACCAAGUUAUGUACCUAUCAGAUACUGUGCCGGCAUGGUUUACUUUCGCUCUUCAACAUCCGUAAUCAAAUUUGUCAACAAAUGGUCACAAAUGACACUUAAAGAAAAAUUAGAUAGUAAAAAUAAUGAUCAGACGAUUAUGAAUAAACUACUAAAGGAAGCUACAUUAAAACGAAAAAUUCUAACCUCACAUGAAUUUCCAAAUGGACAAAUUUAUUUCAAUGGCACGUUGUCUGCUGCAGAUCGCCAAAAAGCGGUGGUUGUUCACAAUAAUUGGGUGACAGGACACAAUACCAAAGUUAAUCGCUUUCGAAACGCAGGAUUGUGGCUUAUUGACGCUUUUCAGAAGUGAAAAUGUAAUUAUUAUUAUUAUUAUUAUUAUUAUACUCAAACAUUUAUAAGGCGCCAAUUCCAAGAAUGAUCAAAGGCGCGAGCGUUAUUAACCCUGGUCACUGGAUAACGUACAAUGGAAAACCAGCACAAAGUGCAACUUCCUCUGCUCCCUGGGAGUAUCCCUAGUCGUUCGCUACUUCUUUAGCGCACGAAACUAUCAACAUUCAAUGCCACAACAUCCUACCAGGUACCCAUUUAUACUCCUGGGUAGAGAGAGGCAAACGUAGAUAAAGUGCCUUGCCCAAGGACACAAGCAACUUGCACAGCGAGGGUUUCGAACCCCUAUUAUUGUUAUCAAGAGUGACACCCACAAGUUCAAGAACCACAUACAUAAUAGUACAAUAAUAUUGGUCAGUAAUUUCCCAGGAACCAGUGGCAUAACAACCAUGCAUGUCACCUUUGUGUAAAUUAUUUUUUUUAUUGUUGUCUUACUCGAGUUGGGGAAGUCCCCGAGGAGAGGACGAAAUAUUCGUGCCUAAUAAGAUAUUAUGUUCCUAUAGUACUACAACUGUGAUUGUUUCAAUGUCUAUAUUUACAUAUAUUAGUAAUGCCUACUUUACAUAUGAAUAUUAAGAUGCAUCUUACUGUGUUUCGAAAUAAACAAGAUACGUAAUGUUACAAUUUGUAAUUAUUACUCAA